Stomoxys calcitrans (stable fly) is the source of this 11708-nucleotide messenger RNA. Its product is annotated as dystrophin, isoforms A/C/F/G/H. Gene Ontology annotation, biological process: synaptic signaling. The transcript has 31 exons. NCBI's taxonomy places the organism in Eukaryota, Metazoa, Arthropoda, Insecta, Diptera, Muscidae. Bases 73 to 11052 code for a protein of 3659 amino acids. Gene Ontology annotation, cellular component: plasma membrane. The record is from RefSeq and is a predicted model, not a curated record. Gene Ontology annotation, molecular function: zinc ion binding; protein binding.
CUGCGUUUAAGAUAAAUUCAUCAAACAAACAGCAAUUGCUACAAUUUUGGCUUUCCUUUCUCCUCUGGAACUAUGUAUGAGCCUUAUGAAGACGAUUAUGAUGUCGGGGAAUACUACGGCUAUGAGCAAGAGGCAUUAUUUUAUGAGCAGUUUCCAUCGCCACCUCCAGCACCGGCUCCCAUUAUCUUGGGCUAUGAUGAGUAUCGUCGCCACUUUAUAAAUGAACGCCAAGAUAUUCAAAAGAAAACCUUCACAAAAUGGAUUAAUUCACAUCUUAUAAAAACUCAAUGCUCGCCUGUAAAUGAUUUAUUCCUAGACUUAAGAGACGGUCAUCGACUGCUGGCUCUGCUCAGUGUGCUUACGAAUACACAGCUGAAACCCGAAAAAGGACGAAUGCGUGUGCAUCACAUAAACAAUCUCAACAAAGUACUGCAGGUUAUUCAAGAGCAUGGCGUCAAGUUGGUCAAUAUAUCCAGUGAUGAUGUGGUGGAGGGAAAUCCAAAACUAAUCCUCGGUUUGAUAUGGCUAAUUGCCCUGGAGUUUAAUGGCCAGAAUCUAGUCAAGAGUCAUUCCAGCAAUGGCGUUGAGAAAUCACUGCUCAACUGGGCUAGACAAUUCACCGAACCCAAGGGGGUUAAGUUGAAUGAUUUCUCCACCAGUUGGUCGGAUGGCAGGGCUUUCCUCAUUAUACUCGAUGCCCAUUUGGAAAAUGUGGAUCUAGCAAAGGCCCUGGCACAACACCCAUUGGCCCGGCUGAAGAAGGCUUUUGAUUUGGCCUAUACUUAUUUCAAAAUCGAGAAGCUUCUGGAUCCUGAGGAUGUUCAUACGCACAAACCCGACAAUAAGUCCAUACAGAUGUAUGUCAUGUGUCUGUAUCAUGCCAUGGAGACGAGAAGGACGCUGGAGGGCGAAGAGGUGGAGAUGGAAAUGUGCCAACCGCAAGCCAUUGCGACAACGAGGGAAACGGAAACUGAAACAGUAUUAUAUGAUGACAAAGUUGAUGUAGCCUAUAGCAGUCGAAGUGUAAAUAUAACCGAUUUAGAUGAAAUACCCUUAGAUUGUAACGAAGAGGAACAUUCCGAUGCCUCGUCUAGGGCAAACAGUGCUACCGAUUCGGGCAUCAAAUCGGCAAAGUACAAUAGUGACACCUUCAAGUCCAUCAUGGACUUGGAAAUGGAUCCGCCCAAGAACUUAGCCAAUUUUCUAAUCAAAGACGACAAGUCAAGGCCACACAGCUUAGCCACGAAUGUCUCCAUAGAGAUAACCACCUAUCAGGCAGCUCUGGAGGCUGUUCUCACGCUGCUGCUGGAGGAUGAGCAGAUCCUCUCGGAGGAAAUACCGGAGCCAAAUGAUUUUGUAACGGCCAAAGCACAGUUUCAUGAUAACGAACAGUUCAUGUUGAAACUGACCGAACAUCAGCAGUAUGUGGGUGAGGCUUUGGAGGAAGGUUCAAAUUUGAUAAACGAGUCUCAAAAAUCUGCCGGUCUUACUGUGGAAGAUCAAAAUGAGAUACGCCAGCAGAUGGUGCUGCUGAAUGAGCGUUGGGAAACUUUGCGGCUGAAAGCUUUGGAUGUGCAAACUAAGAUCCUCAUGCGUUUGGCCGAGUUCCAGACACAACAAAUCGAAAAGCUUAAAAAUUUUCUCACCAACAUUGAGGAUCGUAUCUCGCUGAUGUCAGACAUAGGGCCCUCCGUCAAAGAGGCUGAGAGCCAGUUGAGAGAGGCGGCCGUACUUAAAGAAGACCUCAAACACCAACAGGAUUUGGUGGACAGCCUGAGUAACAUGGUGGUUAUUGUCAACGAUGAAUCGGGUAAUUUUAAUGAUCUGGAGGACAAGCUGUCCGCAUUGGGAGAACGUUGGUCCCAUGUGGUCAAGUGGUGUGAUUUGCGCCAGGAGAAAUUGCAACAGUACAAAUGUAUAUCUCGUUGGCUGGAUACCAGGGAGCAGGAUCUGAAACACAUGGAGAGCAAAGAUGUCUGUGAUUUGGGCAGCAUUACCAAGCGUAUGAACGACUUGAACUACUGCGCCAAGGAUCUAUUGGAGUUGGAGCGUUACCUCAUCGAUUUGAGGCAAAUGGUGGCGGCCACCUUGCAGGAGGGCGAUGUCAAAGGCGAACAGGUUUUGGUGCAAUUGGAGAAUUUCGAAGAUCGCCUGGAUGCCCUGAAGCAAAUUGUGGAAGUACAAACGGAGCGCAUAGAACAGAAGGGCUUUAAGUUUGGCCGGGAUCGUGCUUCCUAUGAUGAUUCCAAGGUGGUGAAACCAGAUCAUUGGACAGAUUUCCAGUUGAUUAUACGUUUUGGUGAGGAGGAGGGAGAAGAUAACCAGACAGAGGACCUGGUACUGGGCCGAGAAGGAUCGCCUUUGGCCUGCAAGAAACGCAAGUUGCGUAACACCGAUAAUUUCUACUUGCUGGAGGGCAAGAUCCUCGAGGCCUUUGGCUUCAUCGAUGACUGUGAAGAUCAAAUGCAACAGGUGCAGAGACGUAGUCUGCGCAACCAGUUCGAGGUGCUUGAGAAACUGGAAAAGGAGGUGAGUUCGCGCAUCGACAACUCCCCUGAGCUGAGGGAUCUCUAUGAGCUGUGCGAGAAGGAGGAUGUUAGUCGCAACUUGAUCAUGGAGGCUUCACAAAUAAAGCAAAUAGAACAAAAAUACCAGGAACUCAGGCAGGCGCUGGAGGCGCAAAGUCGUGCUUGCUCCGAGUUGAUGGAAAAGGAAAAGUUCUACAACAAUUUGACCGGCUUCAAAUUGGUUUUGGCAGACUCCCGCGAUUGGUAUAAACAACACUCGCAAAGUGCCUCCAAGGCAGAUCUGCAACAGCGUCUGAGUCACAUGGAAUCACUUUCCACGGAGAUUCAGCAGGCCAAAGAAGCUACGGCCACCUUGCCCGAGGACUUAAGGGAGUGGAAGGAGGACUUUAAUAUAUUCCAUGAUUCCUGGAAUGACAUGAAAAAGGCCAUAAUGACUUUGAUCCAUGAGAAAGGUGGUGUGGAUGAGGUGCAUCAGAAAUUUCAAAAUCUACAGAAUUUCUUUAAGAAAGUCCCCACCAUACAAGUUAUCGUUGAUGCCUUGGAACCCAUGGAGGCAAGACUUCAGCAACUCAAUCGCCUCCAAGGUGAUCUGGAGACUUUAGUGGGUGAUUAUGAGAUGAUUAAACAGCGUAGACCCGACUCUCUUUCCUCAGAGUGCCAAGAGAAAUGGCUCAAAUGCCAGGAGCAGAUCAGCGAGAGAAUUAUAAAACAGACCACAGCCAUAGAGAAUCUAAAUCAUUUCAAUGCCGAGUACAACACCAUUAUGGCAGCUCUGAGAAAGCUGGAAGCCAGUCUGCGCGAGGAAGAUGACUCCAAACCGGUUACUGAGGCUCAAAGCUCCAUGAAACUGCGAAAACUGGAAAUCGAUGUGAUAAGCGCCCGCAAUUUCAGUGAGAUCAUCAUCAAGGAUGCCCAGCCCAAGCACCGCCAGAAUUUGGUAACACAAAUCAGAAAACUCAACGAAUUCUUUGGCAGUAUACAAAACAUCUACAAGGAGAAUUUGCAAAAGACCCUGGACAUAGAGAAACAAAGUGAGAAGCUAUUCGAGCGUCUCAAUAGCACCGAAAAAUGGCUAAACGACUUGGCUUCCAACACCCCCAAGACUCCUAUAGCCCAGAUUCUAAAUUCCAAUGAGCUCUUCCACCUCAAAUCGAAAUUCCAGGCUCUCAAGGAGACCUGCGAAAAGGAGACGGUGAAUUUCCGUGAGCUCAAUGAAAUGGGGGGCGAUUGUCUGGUACAAAUUGACGAACUCAAGUCCAAGGGUGUGGAUAAUGUCGAUGAGAAAUACAAUUUGCUGGCCAAAAAGUUUACACGCCUCAAUGCCCGCUGGACGGAGGUUACCACACUGGUCUACACCAAAUGUGGUCUGCUGGAGCAUAUCUCUACGCAGCUAGGCGAAUUCAAAAAAUUCAUGGUUUCUGAGUCGGGCUAUCUGGAUCGUCUGGAGAAUAAGACGCGCUCAACGCCAGAGAAUGCCGAUGCCGAGGAAAUCAUUGAAGAAUUAGACGACUUGGAGAAUGUCUUGCGUGCACAUUCCGACGAUUGGUUGGAAAAAAUUCAAGAAAUUGGUCACGAACUAAUUACCCAUGAAUUUAUGGCCGGCUCGAUACGCCAAGAAAUCGAAACCAUUGUAGAGCGCUGGACUCACCUGCAACACAAGGCCAAACAGCGCCUCGAGAUUCUGGAGCAGGAAGUCAACGAAGCCAAACAGUCUGAAAAAUGUGUGGAACAGUUCGAGGCUUGGCUAACCCGCGUAGAUGAGAUACUCAGCGAGCAUUUAGAGAACGAUGUUACCAUAGAAGAUUUACCCGAAGAUUUCCAACAGUUAGCCCAAGAGUUCGAGGAGAAUGAGAAAUGCUUCCAAGAGAUCGAUGAUCUUAUAGCGGAACACCAGCGCAAUGGAAAAAUUGAGGCUGCCAAUCGUCUGCAGGACCAAUUGAAACUUCUGGAACAGCGCUAUAAAUCUUGCCAAUUGAAAUUCAACAAAUGUACCGCCCCUCAGCCGGCCUUUGAAUCACGACUCAAACGCGCCGUUGCCGAGCUGCGUAAUGUGGAACGUUCUACUUUGGUCUUGGACGUGGCCACUGCUGGCCCCUCCACCGUCCAGGCGCAAUAUCAAAAAUGUCAGCAGAUUUAUCUAACCCUCAGUGAUAUAAAAUCCGAAAUCGAGAGCACCAUAAAGACGGGGCGUAAAGUUUGUGAAGACAAAUUUACCAAAUCACCCAAACAGUUGAGUCAACACAUCGAUGCCUUAAAGCAUCUCUACAAUGCCCUGGGUGAAAAUGUCACACAGUCGAAAAUAUUUCUUGAGGGUCUGCUGAAGUUGGCCCAACAACUAGAGGAAUGUUUCGAUAUGGCCGAGGAGCUAAAUCGGCAAUUCGAAACUCCCCAAGAAAUACAUGAUCGCAAUUCAGUUUUCCUCGAAUAUGAGAGCAUACUACAAAAGUGCGAAGACAUCUAUGAGGAAUACAGCAAAUCAUGCGAUCAGGUAUGCAUGGAAGACACCAGACAGAGGAUAGACGAUCUUAAGGCCGCCUACUUAAAACUGACCAGUGCUGAUGUGAUAAAACGUUUGACGGAAAUGAAAUCGACCUUACAGAACUUGGACAACAUAUCACUUGAUACUCUGAGAGCUAUGGAGCAUGAUUUAAAGCAGAUUAAUGUGCCAUCCAAUCCGGAAAUUGAAAAAUUGCAACAGCAAGUGAUUGCCAUUGUAGUGGAUGUUUUGAAAACACGCUACGAAGUCAACACCUCAUUGGAGAACCUGGUACAAGGUGAAUAUGUUAAACCCACGGAUGCCAGCCCGGCCACGAGCGAUGAUACGGAAAUAGUGAUUGUCAGUGAUACUGUCCGACAGAGAAGAGCCCGCACUCCCUCCUCCACUUCACCCACUAAGGAAGUCAAUGAUAGUACAACAAGUGGCACCUCUGCGGGCGGUCUGCAGCAGCAACAAAACACUCAGGUGGGUUCUGCAAAAGAUUUGAUUGACCAACACCAACAACAGCUGCCUGGUCAACAACAACAGCAACAGGUGUUGCCCGAUUUGUUACCACCGCAAACCUUCCGUCUUGCUGAAUCGAGUGCUCUCUUCUCACAGAUCUCCAUGAAUCCCAAUGCCGAUGUGCCUCCCCCCAAGCCCAGCAAGCGUAAGAGUGGUGAAUCCCAGGCUCAAAUGGUGGAGAUAAAAGUGAAGAACAUAGGCAGUGAUAAAAUGUCUGUGCAGUUGGCUGGACUUGAGCCUCAGCAAGGUGAAAUAGUGGACACGGUCAACAUAUUGGAGUCGGUGGAGCCUUUUGUCCCUGAAUACGUGGAGACGGUGCAAAUAGUUGAUCUUUCCGAAGACUCUGAUUCCUCUAUGCGCAUUGAUGCCGAGGGCAAGGAAGUCAAGCGCUCCAAGUCGAAGAGGUCUCUAUGCGAUUCACCUCGACCUGUGCCCGAAGAAAUUGAAUUUGACAAAGAUGUCGAAGUGGAAUUGCGUUUGGAUGCCAAUCAAACUAGUACGCCCAUCUUGCGUGUGGAAAAGCAACGCAUAUCCUUUGAAGAGAAACGUAAACGCAUCGAAACUGAACGUGAUAUCCUCAGGGAUUCUGAGGAAGAGGGUGAGGCAAAAACUUCGGGUGUUAUCAAACAACCCAAGGCCAAGAGAUGGCGCCAACUACAAAUGGCCAUGGAAGAGUUGGACAAUAGCAUUGCCGAACAGGAGGCACGCAACAGUUUCUACAAUCCCGACAAAGAUUUAAGUUUCGAAGUUGAGCCUUUGGUCUUUUCGGAUGAUGAAGAUAUACCCAGAUUCUCCAUGGAAAUGACUCAACCUCUUGAUUCGGAUAGUGAUACGAGUCGCAUUGAAACACCUACCGCCAAAAAGCCAAAUGCCUUCUCCAACAAAAUCUUGCCCCAGUCACCAUCGAUCGAUGACUCAAAUAUAACACUGAAAAGUCCAUAUUCUGAAGUGCCCAGUUGCAAAUUUCAGACUGGAACUCUUGAGCAAAGAGUGGCUGAAUUUGAGAAAAGUGCCAAAAACAUGAUGGCGCGGCUGGACAAAACAAAAGAGAGAAUUGAGAAAAACACCGAUGGUGAAAGAGGAGUGGAAGACUUAAAAAUGUUAAUAGCUCCCGAUGCGGCCACCCUUAUAUCGCAGGGAGACUCUUUGGUACUGGAAACACAUGGUAAACAAGGUUCCUUAUCUCGUGUCGUUAUGAGAAGUCAAAUUAUUCUCCGAGAGAAAUUCCGUGAAGUACAACAAUCAAAAUCAAAAGCCUUACCUGCGCCAAAAGAUUGCUCAGGUUCCCCGUAUUCCUCAUUGGAUAAAGUCAGCAUGAAGGGUGUCAAUCUGGAAGAACUCAUAUGCAAAGGCCUCAAACGUGUCAAUGAUUUAAUUGCCCGCCCGGUGGAUCGGAAAUCAUCCGAAGAUUUGGAGAAACGUCUAUCGGAAAUAAAUGAUCGUCGUGACGAUUUGAAAUUGAUAGUUAAUGCCAUUGGAAAGAGUGAGCAAAUGCCCAAAGUUAGUUCAGUCAUGAUGAAUGAUAUUGAAAAGACAAAAAAUAAUCUUCAAACACACGCCGAUACCAUUGAGAUGUCUUUGACGGAACUAAAAUCGAACAAGAAACUUAAUAAUACCAAUGGAAGUCGAGAAUACAACGACGAGCCCAGCGGCACUGGAGCAUUGGCUGGCAGCUUUGACAAGUCCGUAUUGCAAAUAUCCGAUUGGUUGACGUGGGAACAGAACAUGAUCAAAAUCCAAAGUGUGUCAGUCGAUGAUGUCGAUGCUGUUCGCAUGGCCAUAGAAAAACAAGAGAAAGUUUUGCAUGAAUUGAAAAUGAAAAAACCCCAACUUAAUGAGUUGGUUCAUACCGCUGAGAUUUUGAAGGGAGACACAAAACGGCAGCAAUUGCAGGAAAAGGAAUUGAAACAAUUCUCGUUAGCACCGCAUUGUUCCGCCGAUUUGGACUAUAUGCGAUGUUGUCUGAAAGUCACCCGUUUGCGUGAACAUUGGGACGAGACCUCACAAUGUGUGUUACAGAGGGCGGCUCAACUUAAAAGCAUGUUAAGUGAUUCCCAAAGAUAUGAGGCCAAACGUUUGGAACUUGAGAAAUGGCUGCAACGUAUGGAGGCCCGUGCCGAACGUAUGGGCACCGUGGCUACCACAGCUGAUAUAUUGGAAGCUCAGCAAAAGGAACAAAAGUCCUUCCAUGCUGAAUUACAUCAAAAUAAGCAACAAUUUGAAAUCUUCAAUACUUUGACACAAAAACUGAUUGCUGUCUAUCCAGCUGAUGAUACCACAAGAAUAAAGAAAAUGACUGAAACCAUCAACCAGAGAUAUUCAAACUUAAAUAACGGCGUUAUAAAUCGUGGCAAACAACUGCAUGCUGCUGUUCAUAGCUUGCAAUCAUUUGAUCGAGCUAUGGAUCAAUUUUUGGCUUUCCUAUCGGAAUCCGAAUCAUUGUGUGAAAGUGCUGAAGCUGAAAUAGAGAGAAAUCCAUUAAUGUUCAAGGAUUUACAAUCGGAAAUUGAAACACAUCGUGUGGUUUAUGAUCGCCUCGAUGGUACUGGACGUAAACUGUUGGGUUCGCUCACCUCCCAAGAAGAUGCGGUUAUGCUUCAAAGACGUCUGGAUGAAAUGAACCAACGUUGGAAUAAUUUGAAAUCGAAAAGUAUCGCAAUAAGAAACCGCUUAGAGAACAACUCAGAGCAUUGGAAUGCCUUGCUUUUGACCUUGCGCGAACUUACCGAAUGGGUCAUACGCAAAGACACUGAACUGUCCACUUUGGGCAUGGGUCCAGUACGAGGUGAUGCGGCCAGUUUACAAAAGCAAUUGGACGAUCACAAAGCCUUCCGCCGUCAAUUGGAGGAUAAACGUCCAAUUGUCGAGAGUACUUUGUUGAGUGGCCGCCAAUACAUAGCCAGUGAGCCACCUGUUUCGGACACCAGCGAUACUGAAGCAGCCCACGAUACGGAUUCACGUUACUUAACUGCCGAAGAACAAAGCCGUGAAUUGACACGCAGCAUUCGACGUGAAGUUGCUAAACUCUCCGAGCAAUGGAACAAUCUCAUCGAUAAAUCUGACAAUUGGAAACAUCGUUUAGAUGAAUACAUGACGAAAAUGCGUCAAUUCCAGAAGGUCUUGGAGGAUCUAAGCUCUCGCAUUGCCUCCGCCGAGGCUACCAAAAAUGCUUGGGUUGUGCCCCCCACCAGUGGCGAGGCCAGUGAGCAGCUACAACAUUUACAACGUUUGCGUGAUAAGAUGACCACAGCUGGCGCUUUACUGGACGACUGUAAUGAGCAACAAUCAUUCUUUACAGCCAAUCAGGUAUUGGUGCCAGCCAAUUGUUUAUCGAAACUGGAGGAUUUAAACACCAGAAUGAAACUUUUGCAUAUUGCUAUGGAUGAGCGUCAAAAGGUUUUGCUGAAUGCAGGUGGUAAUCAAAAUAUGGAAAAUGGUGAAGAUGGUCGGUGUACCUCCAACAGUGGCACAAUUGGUCCAAUACCAAAUCUGGGACAAAGUGUUAAUCCGCCAUGGGAAAGAGCAACCACAGCAUCCAAUGUGCCUUAUUAUAUAGACCAUGAACGUGAAACCACCCAUUGGGAUCAUCCCGAUAUGAUCGACCUCAUGAAAAGUUUGGCCGAUCUCAACGAAAUACGUUUCUCUGCUUAUCGCACUGCCAUGAAAUUGCGUUCGGUACAAAAAUCCCUAGCUUUAGAUCGCAUUCCCAUGGCUGCCGCCAUUGAGUCUUUCGAUCGUCAUGGUUUAAGGGCACAAAAUGAUAAACUGAUUGAUAUACCCGAUAUGACUACGGUGCUGCAUUCAUUGUAUGUGACUUUGGAUAAAAUCGAUUUGACCAAAUUGCUGGAUCUAGCCAUUAAUUGGAUAUUGAAUGUUUAUGAUUCUCAGCGCACCGGACAGAUAAGAGUAUUGAGUUUUAAGGUGGGAUUGGUUUUACUAUGUCGCGGCCAUUUGGAAGAGAAAUAUCGUUAUCUGUUCCGUUUAAUAGCUGAUCCUGAACGUAAAAUUGAUCAACGAAAAUUGGGUUUACUAUUGCAUGAUUGUAUACAGGUACCUCGUCAAUUGGGCGAAGUUGCUGCUUUUGGUGGUUCCAAUAUUGAACCUUCGGUGCGUUCCUGCUUAGAGAGAGCUGGUAUUUCUCAAGAAGCAAUCGAUUCUAAUCAAGAACUUUCGAUUGAAUUACAUCACUUCCUGGCAUGGCUGCAACAUGAACCACAAAGUUUAGUUUGGCUACCGGUAUUACAUCGUUUGGCAGCUGCUGAAUCUGCUAAACAUCAGGCCAAAUGUAACAUAUGCAAAGAGUAUCCAAUUGUUGGCUUCCGUUAUCGUUGCCUUAAGUGCUUCAAUUUUGACAUGUGCCAAAAGUGUUUCUUCUUUGGACGUAAUGCCAAAAACCAUAAACUAAGUCAUCCCAUGCAUGAAUAUUGUACAACGACCACAUCCACAGAAGAUGUUCGCGAUUUUACCCGAGCUCUUAAGAACAAAUUCAAGUCACGCAAAUACUUUAAGAAACACCCACGCGUUGGUUAUUUGCCCGUUCAAAGUGUGCUGGAAGGUGAUGCUCUCGAAAGUCCUGCCCCCAGUCCCCAACAUACCACGCAUACGCUACAAAACGAUAUGCACUCAAGACUGGAAAUGUAUGCCACUCGAUUGGCCCAGGUCGAAUAUGGUGGCGGUACCGGUUCCAAUUCCACACCCGACAGUGAUGAUGAGCAUCAGCUGAUAGCACAAUAUUGUAUGGCCUUGCCCACGAAUAAUGGUGCUGCCCCCAAAUCGCCGGUGCAAGUAAUGGCUGCCAUGGAUGCCGAACAGAGAGAGGAACUUGAGGCCAUUAUACGCGAUUUGGAGGAGGAGAAUUCCAAUUUACAGGCUGAAUAUCAGCAAUUGAUGACGAAACAGCAGAGCACCACACCCGAUGAUGCGACGGGUAUGCAACAUUCCAAUUCCUCAGUGGGAGGUCUUUCGGCGGGCGCCAAUAACCAGGGAGAACAUGGACAGGAUAUGAUGGCCGAAGCUAAGCUGUUGCGCCAACACAAAGGACGCCUGGAGGCCCGCAUGCAAAUACUUGAGGAUCACAAUCGCCAAUUGGAAGCCCAGCUUCAGCGUUUGCGUCAAUUACUUGAUGAGCCCAACAAUGGCGGUGUGCCUGGUACCCCUGGUUCGGCUAUGAAUUCCAAGCCCAAUACCUUGCAAACACGUUCGGUAACAGCUUCACAGUUGAAUACCGAUUCGCCAGCCAAAAUGAAUCAACAGAAUGGCCACUAUGACCAAAACACAAAGGCCAUAGGCAAAGUUGUUGAAGAAUUGGUGACCGUCAUUACAGAACAAGAAAUCGAGCAAACUUUGGAAGAUGAUCUGGAACGAGCACAAAAUCGUUAUGAUGAGGAUGACAUCAUCGAGGAGGAUGAAACGACGGAGAAUACAAGUGAGACCACAACUACAUCUACAACAACAAAUAGCAAUUUAAGUCAGUUGACAAAGACGCCCAAGGCAACAUCAACGCCAUUUGCGUUUAAAAAGUAGGAAAAGUAAAAAAAUGAAACACACUUACAUACAUACUACAAGUGAAUGCAAUAUAAGUCGAUAACAAGAAGAACACAAGAAGAAAAUUAUGCGAUUUACACCGAUUAGAGAAUUAAACGAAAUUUAAAAAUUAACAAAAUAAACAUAAUAGCUAACAUCUAAAUUACCAUAUACAUAUAUACAACUACAAAAAAACCAUACAUUAAAUAUUAUAAUAAAUCUUAAAGAGAAAAGUACUUGUAUUUGUAUUUUUGAUUAAGUGAAAAGUUUAUGAUACACAAGAAACCAACAACAAACCAACAUAAUCAUUUAAUAUUUGUUUACAGAAGAAUUAAAUCAUUUAUAGAAAUGAAAAAUAGAAAAACUGCAGAUAUAGAUGGCAAAAAUCAUGUGUAAUAUUAAAAAAAAUUUAAGAAUACAAAAACAACCAACUUAUCUAAGCCAACCACAAAGAAUAAGAAGAAUAACAUCAAUAACAUUAAAUCCCCAAAUAGAAACACAAAAUAAUUCAUUUAUAACAAAUAUAUUAUUAUUAUUAUUAUAAAAAAUAUUAAUUUUAAUUUUCUUCUUUAUUUUGCAAUAUUUAUGAAAUAAGCAAUGGAAAUGGAAAAAGAAACCAACACAAAUAAAUUCAUAAAACACAAAUUUCCCCCCCC